UUCUUCGUCGUCCCCAAAUCAUCAUCAUUUUGCGUUCUAGGGUUUCCAACAAUCUCCAAUCAUCCCCUUCGAUUUCCCUUGUUUUCAUCUCCAAAUUGAUCUUCAUACUGUUUCCAUAGGUUUGUUUAGGGUUCCUGAGGUUCUGGGAUUUCGAUUUCUGGUUCUAGGGUUAGGGUUUUCCAGUUUGGGUGGUCGGGGAUUGGAGAACUAGGGUUUGUGGAUAAUGUGUAUACUGUGCGUGGUUCAGCGGUGGUCGCGAAGGCUGGCAACGAUGCUGCCAUGGCUGGUGAUCCCGUUGAUGGCACUGUGGGCGUUGUCGCAGCUCUUGCCACCGCAUCUGCGGUUUGAGAUAACGUCACCGCGUGUUGCUUGUCUCAGCGUGCUCCUUGUGACGGCGUUCUGGUAUGAGAUUCUCAUGCCACAGCUAUCUGUUUGGCGAGCUCGCCGCUCGGCUCGCAUCCGUGAGCGGCGUCGUGCUGAGGCGCUUGAGCUUCAUAAGCUCCGGAAGACGGCUACUAGAUGCUGCCGGAAUUGUCUGACGCCGUACAGGGAUCAGAAUCCUGCUGGUGGGCGGUUUAUGUGCUUUUGUUGUGGACAUGUGUCGAAGCGCCCUGUGCUUGAUCUUCCUGGUGGGGUGGCUCCCAGCUCAGGCAUCCAUGGUUGGAUUUGUGGGCAGGAUUGGGCGGCGGAGGGUAAUGGAAAUUGGAGUAGCCCUGUUCCGAGGUAUAGGGCUGGAAAUAGUGAUGGGGGUGAUGAUCGUUGCAUGACGGAGAAGUCUUAUUGUGGUGCUUUGAUCUUUGUUUGUAAGUUGAUGUCUUGUUUCUUUGUGAGUGUUCGGUGGAUUUUGAGGAAGAUUUUCAGAGGUGGUUCUUUGAGUGAGGAUGCGGAUGAUGGGGAUAACAAAGGGUUGUUGAGGAGAAGAGAGAAUGUUGGGAAUUGUCAGGAGAGUAGAAGUGAGAAAUCUAGAAGGAAAGCUGAAGAGAAGAGGCAGGCCAGGUUGGAAAAGGAAAUGCUGGAACAAGAGGAGAGAAAGCAGAGGGAAGAGGUUGCGCGAUUGGUGGAAGAAAGAAGGAAGUUGAGGGAUGAGAUUUUGGAAGCUGAGAGAAUUCAUUCGAGGGGCCCCGGGCAUGAUGGGGAUAGAGAGAAGAGAAAGGAGUCUGACAAGAAGAGGCAAGAGAGAAGGAAGGACAAGGAUAAGGACAAGGGCUCGAGUAAAAGCAACUCUGAUGUUGAGGAAUGUGAGAGGAGAGCUAGUAGAGAGAAUGAGAAGAAACACGAGUUUGAUAAGAAGAGUGAGAAUGAGCGGAAGGAGACGAUAAAAACAAUGGCAGACAAAUAUAAACUGCAGGCAUUGGAAGCUGGAAAUGUGACAAAAACAGCGACAGGAAGCCGACACAAGUAUUUUGAUCGUGUGAAGGGAUCUUUCCUAUCAUCUUCGCGAGGUUUCAAUGGGUCUUACCUUUUUGGUAGAAAUGCUCAAAGUGCUGCUGUUGCCAAAGUGAGCAAACCUUCAACUGGAUACAUGGAUCACACACAGAGUUCUUCUAUCAGGAAAGACACUCAAUUUGCCAGUCAUGUAGCUGGAAAAUCCACUUUGACUCCAGAUGAUAGGAUCUCAAAGUCAAGCUUCAACAAAGCUGUUGGAUCAGAGGUGAGGGCUCAGCAGGCUCCGGCUCCUAAGAAAUCGUGGCAUCAUCUGUUUACCUGUUCUUCAGCUGUUUCUCCAUGUAAUGAUAUGAAUAACACCAACUAUUUGAACCCAAAUGGCUUGUCAGAAGCUCAGAGUUCACAGAUGACUGAUCAAAGAGCGUUGCAUCGUCAUUCUGUAGACAACCAAAUCAAACCCAUGCAACAGUUGCCUUUUAGCAUCUAUCCUGCCGUGAGUGGCUCAAUUGGUGACGAUAGGAGUUGUCGUUUAUCGCCUUCUGACCCUAUAUAUAAUGGACAAGAAGUAAAUUCUACACUGGAAGAAGCAGAAAUUUUUGGAGAACCAUGCUAUGUCCCUGAUCCUUCUGUCUUACUUGGCCCAGUUUCUGAUUCACUGGACAUUUUUCCUCCAGACUUGGUUUUUGGCUAUGAUGCACAGAAUAAGUUAGAAGAACCGCCAUACCUAGAAAGUAUAUCUACCCUUGCAGAUGUGAGCAAGCCAUCUCCAAUAGAAUCACCCUUUUCCAGAUCACGCAUCUCUGAACAUGCUGCAAUUGGCCAGCCUCCACAGACCAGGAAAGCAAAGAGUGAGGCAAAUAGUCCAAAUGAACAAAAUACAUGGCAACUGUGGGGCACUCCAUCGGCUCAAGAUGUGCUGGGUUUGGUGCCCAGGCCUUCUAGUCGGUUUUCACCUCUUGGGCUUAAGAAAUCAAACCAAGAUGAUAUGGUGCAUCCCUUGGCGAACAGUCCUAUGAUAUCACAAGCUGCAGUGAAAAAUCAUUCUCUUCCCAGCAACCACUCUUCUCUGAAUGCACAUGGUGCUAAUUAUCAGAAUGAUGGGACGUUUAAUCCAUUUGGUCAUGCUUUAAAUGAGAAUGAAAUAUGGACACAAGAGAGUCUAUUCAAGCCAAUGCCAGUUAAUGAAGAAAGUCAUAUGCUUCCCCUUAAUAUAAUGGAUAAAUCUGCUAGGAAUGAGAUGGGAUAUCCCAAUCUGAACUGCACAGAAACUGGCCUUCCUUUUGAUCUACCUUCUGCGAAUCGUUGGUCCAAGAAAGAUCAGGCUCCUGGAAACUCAAUCCCUGCACAGCAUACUGAAAGCCUGUUUUUAGCCGGUCCUGAUGUACAGUCAGUUUGGGACUUCAAUCAAAAAGGAAAGAAUAUAUCCACCAUACCAUCAUCAUACAAGUGACAAAACA
Messenger RNA from Dioscorea cayenensis subsp. rotundata (Guinea yam), 2843 nucleotides. RefSeq lists its product as uncharacterized. The transcript is spliced from 3 exons. Bases 224 to 2836 code for a protein of 870 amino acids. Lineage: Eukaryota; Viridiplantae; Streptophyta; Magnoliopsida; Dioscoreales; Dioscoreaceae. The record is from RefSeq and is a predicted model, not a curated record.